AUGGGAAGUGUCACACUUCGCUAUUUCUGCUAUGGGUGCCUUUUCACAUCCGUGACCUGGACACUGCUGCUCUUUGUUUAUUUCAACUUCAGUGAAGAGAACCAAUCCUUCAAGAAUGUGCCCAUCAAGGGGCUGGAACCUCAGAGGCCAUUUCCAAAAAAAUUCUACCCUCGUUUUACACGGGGGCCAGUUCAUAUACCUGAAUUGCAACAGAAAGAGAGUAAGAUAGGAAAUCCUAUUGGAAAUCAUGUCCAGGAUCCAGUUAAGGGGGAGGUAGAAUUCUCUCCUGAAAUGGGGAUGAUUUUUAAUGAAGAAGAUCAGGAAGUGAGAGACUUGGGCUAUCAGAAGCAUGCUUUCAAUAUGCUUAUCAGUAAUCGACUGGGAUACCACAGGGAGGUGCCUGAUACAAGAGAUGCAAAAUGUAGAGAGAAGUCCUACCCUUCUGAUCUACCAUCUGCCAGUGUUAUUAUCUGUUUCUACAAUGAAGCACUUUCUGCCUUGCUUCGCACAGUACAUAGUGUCCUGGAUCGCACUCCUGCACACCUUCUUCAUGAAAUUAUUUUGGUGGAUGACAACAGUGAAUUGG
Messenger RNA from Cariama cristata (Red-legged seriema), 586 nucleotides. RefSeq names its product polypeptide N-acetylgalactosaminyltransferase 11-like. NCBI's taxonomy places the organism in Eukaryota, Metazoa, Chordata, Aves, Cariamiformes, Cariamidae. The transcript is spliced from 3 exons. Gene Ontology annotation, cellular component: Golgi apparatus. The annotation marks the transcript as partial. Gene Ontology annotation, molecular function: Notch binding. Gene Ontology annotation, biological process: regulation of Notch signaling pathway. The record is from RefSeq and is a predicted model, not a curated record.